UUUAAGAAACCAAUGUAAUAGUUUUUUUUUUUUUUUUCUUUUCAUAGGCAUAAAUAAUUCCCGCAGAAUCAAUCGACUGCGAAGCAUCAUUACUCUUUUGAAGGAGUAAACAAGUUUAGUGUUGCAUUUGUGUUUGUGUUAUGUUGGGAAAACAUGAAUACUCUUAUUCUUACAAAUGCAGAAAUUCACCCAAUUUUGAAACAAAAGGCCAAAGGCUGAGAUUAAUGUCGGCUUCGAGUUUUGCCUCCAGAUAUGUCAAGGCAAGCCGAAGAAGCCUUGCUUUACUGGACCGAUGCCUCACGAUGUCUCAAAUCAAGCAAAUGCAGUCCCAUCUCAUCGUCUCAGCCACUCUUUUGGACCCUUAUGCUGCCGGCAGAAUCAUUUCCUUCUGUGCCGUCUCCGCCGACGCCGAUCUCUCUCACGCUUACAAUCUCUUUCUUUCUCUUGAACAUCGAACCACCUUCAUUUGGAACACUAUCAUAAGAGCUUUUGUGGAGAGAAACGCAAAUGCCACCGCCAUUUCUCUAUACAAAAACAUGCUUCAGAGUGGGUUCCUGCCCAACAACUACACCUUUUCUUUCGUUCUUCGAGCCUGCACUACGUAUUCUUCUACGGCUUUAGCUUCUCAUGCUUUAGUGAUUAAGUUGGGUUGGGAAUCUUAUGAUUUUGUACUAAACGGAUUGAUCCAUUUGUACGCUAAUUUGAGCUUAAUGGACGCAGCUCGUAAACUAUUUAAUGUGAGUACUAACAGAGAUGUCAUUACGUGGACCUCUUUGAUAAAUGGGUACCUAAAAUCUGGCCAUGCUGAGUUUGCAAGGGAACUGUUUGAUCAAAUGCCUGCAAGGAAUGCAGUUUCUUGGAGUGCUAUGAUUACUGGGUACGUGCAAAUGGGGAUGUUUAGAGAGGCUUUGGGACUCUUUAAUGAUAUGCAGCUCUCUGGACUUCGCCCGAAUCAUGCUGGGAUCGUGGGAGCUCUCACUGCUUGUGCAUUUCUUGGCGCUUUGGAUCACGGAAGGUGGAUACAUGCAUAUGUAGAUAGAAAUGGAAUGGAGUUAGACAGAGUUUUAGGCACUGCCCUUGUUGACAUGUAUGCAAAGUGUGGCUGCAUUGAGAUGGCCUGUUCAGUAUUUUAUAUGAUGCCAUAUAAGGAUGUUUUUGCAUUUACCUCUUUGAUUUCGGGCCUAGCAAAUCAUGAUCAAAGUGUGAGAGCGAUUGAGUUGUUUGCAAGGAUGCAAAGGGAAGGAGUUGUCCCUAAUGAAGUUACUUUUAUAUGCGUCCUAAGUGCUUGCAGUCGAAUGGGAUUGGUGGAUGAAGGGUUAAGAAUAUUCAAUUGCAUGAGUAAGGUUUAUGGUAUUGAGCCAGGUGUACAGCACUAUGGUUGUUUGGUAGAUCUGUUGGGUAAAGCCGGACUGCUUGAAGAGGCAAAUAAAUUAGUGAAACAGAUGCCUAUGGAACCUGACUCCUACGUGUUGGGUGCAUUACUCAAUUCUUGUAGAAUGCGUGGUGAUGUUGAGUUGGGGAAAGAGACAGUUGAGAGCUUGGUUGAGCGAGGUCUUGACCAUGGUGGUGUUCAUGUCCUUCUAUCAAACAUGUUUGCCUCUUCUAACCAAUGGGAUUGGGUAGUGAAGGUGAGGAAGGAAAUGGGAGAAAAGAAGGUCAGAAAGGUACCAGGCUGUAGUUUGAUUGAAAUUGAUGGCAGGUUGUGUGAAUUCAUUGUGGGAGAUAGGUCUUAUUUGCUUAUGGAGGAGGUCAUGCUGAUUUUGUUAGGGAUUGAUAAUCACUUGAAAUUCCUUUGGCUUGAUGAUGACAGUACUAAUUGUAGUAUGACCAGCUAUUAAGUUGUAUCCAAGGGGCAGUGUGCAUGGUACUGCCAUGAGGCUGGGAUGCAUGGGAAAUCAAGCCUUGUAUCACAUGGUAAACCAUCAAGGUUGUAUUUUUGUGGAGAGUGGUGUUUUCAUUACGAUGCUGAAUCAGGAUGGGUAGAUUGCAAGUACAAAUAACUUAUCAAAUUGCAUGGAUGCAGUCUUGUACCUUAUCAAUUUGCAUUAUAUAUGUCAUGUGUACUCAUUAAAUGGGAUUUUACGGAGACAAGUUAAAAGUAUUUCACGCAAUCAUGCCAUUUGCAACUUCUACUGUUGUGGACUUGAGAAGGCUUACAUCGUAAAGAACGUGUGAUCCCAGUUCAAUGGCGUAUUUGACACUGAGUGGAUCAAAUAACAAGGCCUUUGAGUUACUUGACAACAAAUGGUACCCAGACUGCUUUUACUACCACCAACCAAACAACAACAUCUAAAACAUUAAAAGGAAACCCAAUGUAAGCCUCCCCUUGCUGGACCUGCAGAUAAUGGUUUUGUGGGUCAGUAAUUACAAUUUAUUGAUGUGGGACAAGAAUAUAUUUAUUGAAGGAUAUUUUAGAGAUUUGCUUUUACUUAUUUUAUCUAUUUUUUGGAUUUAAUUGUAAUUUUAGUAUUUGGGAAACCUUUAGGUAGGGAUGUAAACGGGUAGAGUACCGGUUUUUUUGAGGGACCCUACCCCAAAUCUGUUUAAUUAGGAAGGUACCUUCCAUUAUGAUUUUGGCGAUUUAGCAGUAAAUUUGCAAUUACUUAUCACAAAAAAAAAAAAAGAAGAAAAAUACAUGAACUCUAUUAAAACCCAAAUAAAAUCAUAAAACAUUAUCCAAAACCAAAUCCUAACAGUGUAGCACUAUUCGCUAAUUACCCGAAUCCGUUAAAUACCCGAUUAAAUAACUCAAACAACUUAAAUAACUAAAAAUCAUAGUAAAGUUAAUUUUUUGUUUAUUAGUUUACCAAAAAAGAAAGUUGGUUAAGAUUGAAAGUUUGCGUUGAAGGUAAUGGGAUAAAGAUUUGAAUUGCACAACUUACAAAUAUUUGAAACAUUAUAUAUAAUAUUACGAUAUAUAUAUAUAUAUAUAUAUGUAUGUAUAUAUGUAUGUAUAAUUGGGUUCGGCAUAAGGGUAUCCUAAGGGUGGUACUUGAAACCUACCCGAACCUGAGUUGACUAUUAAAAGCCUUCGUUUACAUCCUUACCAUUAAGGCAUCUAAGGUUAAAUUUGGUAUUUCAAAUUUAUUUUAGCUAUAGAAAGUAGGAAUAUAAAUACUUAUGUUAUUUUCAGUUUUGGUUGCUUUAGGCAUAAGCAAAGUACAUAAUUAUUUUGAUUUACAAAUAACUAUUUUAGGUUUAGGUGAGCUUUAAUCAAAUAACUAUUUUUGAUUUGGUAAAAUGAACUUCAAGCAUGUUCUGUAGUGUCAAGUGCCUUGUAAUGCAGUGGUUUCAAUUGAAGUUUAUGCUAAUAUGCCUUGUUUCAAAGUUUUGAGCUUUGGGGUAAUGAUUUUGGACUUGAAACUGCAGAAGUUUAGGUGAAGUAUUGAUACGCUUGAAUGGGGUAUCAAUACUUGUUCUUCGAAAGGGCUCCAAGGGACAUUGUGGACCAGAAGUAUUGAUACCAUAGGGAAGGUGGUUAUACUUUUAGGCCAGAAAGGUCAGGGAGAAUAUUUUGUUCUACAGGUAUCAAUACCUGUUGCAAAGCUCACGUUUUGGUUCAGAUUUGGAGAUAUCUGGAUUGUAGCUUGAGAUGUCCUACCCAUAUCCAUCAUUGGUAGGUUCAUUACCAUGGCAGUCAGUAGUCGUCUCCACACCCAGUUUCACUCUGCUAUCCAGUCCAUUACUCAUUUUGUUUGUUUGUUGUCUAGCAACAAUACUAAUAUAGCCACGACUUGGCAAAUGUUAUAUGAUUUAUGAGGAUAAUGUGAGCACAUAAAGUACAACAUAUUUUUGAGAUGGAAUGCAUGGAUGGUAUUGAGCUUAUAGUGACCAAUUCAUGACCCAUGGAAUUUGAAACCAGU
Molecule: messenger RNA, 3863 nt
Organism: Theobroma umbraticum
Lineage: Eukaryota; Viridiplantae; Streptophyta; Magnoliopsida; Malvales; Malvaceae
Source: RefSeq, a predicted model, not a curated record